This is a messenger RNA of Maniola jurtina (meadow brown), 1450 nucleotides long. RefSeq names its product U8-agatoxin-Ao1a-like. Gene Ontology annotation, cellular component: extracellular region. Gene Ontology annotation, molecular function: ion channel inhibitor activity. NCBI's taxonomy places the organism in Eukaryota, Metazoa, Arthropoda, Insecta, Lepidoptera, Nymphalidae. The record is from RefSeq and is a predicted model, not a curated record. The coding region runs from base 164 to 490 and encodes 108 amino acids. The transcript has 4 exons.
AGAACGACCGCGCGCGUACGUAUUCAACAAUUUUUACGUUCCAUUUUUGAAAAAAUUACGUUACGUCAUACUUUCCCUCACGUAAUUAUUCCAAUUAUUUGUUUAUUUAUUUUGAAGUGUUUUGUGCCAGAUAUCGGCAAGCAGCGUUUGGCGGGUGGGCAGCAUGCCGCGCGCCAGCGCUCUCUUGCUGGCGCUAGCGGCCUUCAUGCUCGCGGACCAAUGCAUCAACGCCUCGUACAUCGACCCUGGUGACGAGGAUAUUGAAAUAACAGGCCCUGAUUACGAGGAAGAUCCAUCUGACCUUCAAAUCCUUCAAAAUGUUGGGAAACGUUCGUCGCUGAUCUACGUUUUCAGGCGUGCGUGCAUUCGGCGAGGAGGGAACUGUGACCAUCGGCCAGGCGACUGUUGCCACUCGUCCUCCUGCCGCUGCAACCUGUGGGGGUCCAACUGUCGCUGCCAGCGCAUGGGCCUCUUCCAGAAGUGGGGGUGAUGCUCCAGCCGCGCCGACCCCUGCCGCGCCGGCCGCAGCUAGGCGCAGCGCCCAAUGACCAUUGCGUUUUAUCACCGGACCCGUUGCGUUAGCUUCAAGUCUUACCUUUAUCUUCUCUCCAACCUCAUAUCCUUGAAAAGUAGAAAAUUCUAAUCGAAAACAGGGACGUAGAUUUUAGUUCGGAGAUAUUUUUGGACCAUUUUUACUAAAAAUUAUAGCCGCUUUCUAAAAUGUUAUGUUCGUUGUGUUCGAUAAAUUGGAUCUACUGUCUCGUUUCUGUAAUUUUCUUUGUCUGAUUGUGUCGAGUGUCCGCCUACGUGGUUGGGCAAUCACCCAGCCUUAUUGCCCAAUCAGUACGCUUUGACACUAAGCUCGGCCAAUCAGAACCUAGAUAAUGCUUCCAGCCGUGGGUUCUUGGCCAUUUAAUUUCCAUUUUGAUUUCAAUACGCGAACCCGCGGCUCGAAGCAGUCUUAUUCUAUUGCAAUGUAUGUAUGUAGAGUUAAGUAAGCUAAUCGUAGAAAGCAGUAGCUAAUUGGUGGUAAACUUAUGUCUAUAGGAAGUAGCUGAUACAGAAUAGAAAGAUAUAAAUGUAACUUUUAAAAAUAAAUGUUCUAGUCAUUUAAGAGACUAACCGUAAAGAGAAACUUGGUGAAAGACGCUAUUAUAAGCCUUUAUAAUAUGAAACAACGCCACUUAUUUGCGAUUGGCAACUUAGUAUAUUAAACUACUUAUUAAUGUGUCAAAGUAUAAUUCUUAUAUGAUAAAUAUAAAACGAAUCUUUAAUGUACUCUAUGCGUCUCUCGGACAGGGGGUAUAUGGUAUUGCAGCCUAGUAGAAUCAUCUAUAUGUAGUUUCUUAUAUUAUAUAAUAUUCCUGAAUAUGGAAUAUAAUAAUUGUAUUAUUACUAAUAUUGGAAUAUGGAAAACGAUAUAUUGUAUUAAUAAAUGUUUAUGGACGAA